Molecule: messenger RNA, 2130 nt
Organism: Tuber aestivum (summer truffle)
Lineage: Eukaryota; Fungi; Ascomycota; Pezizomycetes; Pezizales; Tuberaceae
Source: the annotation of a GenBank genome assembly
AUGAUUCAAACACUUCGGACCCGUUUUCCACUACUACCCUUCUCGAAUACUGACAAUGGCUCACUUUUACCACUUCAGUUUCCACAGUUCCAUCGGGCACCACGGGCCCAAGCGGACUCCGAAACAAGGCUCCGGGGAAAAAGCCCCGAGGGUGACCACUUCCGUCACUCCCGAGACGGCUUCGGAGAUUCUGGCACAGCAGACGACAGAGCGCAUACUCCGCCGCGUCGAUCUGCGACUCGUACCCAUCCUUUCGCUCCUCUAUCUACUAUGCUUCCUCUGUCGACAAAACAUCGGGAAUGCAAAGACCUACCAUAUGACACGCGACCUGCACAUGACGACACAGCAGUAUCAAAUCGCAUUGACCGCCUUCUUUCUCUCGUACUCCACCUUCGAUAUUCCGUGCAACAUCCUGCUUAAGAAACUUCGGCCAUCCGUGUGGUUGCCGCUUGUCACGCUCUUGAGCGGGAUUGUUACCGUUUGCAUGGGGGUUGUCAAGAAUGCGGAUCAAUUGAUUGUUGUGAGAAUGUUUUUGGGAAUGACAGAGGUGGGCUCUCACACUCUGUUGGGGGUUGUGGACUUUACUGACAUUAUUAGUGUGGAUUGUUCCCCGGUGUUGCAUACGUGAUAACCAUGUGGUACUGUAGGAAAGAGGCGCAGUUCCGACAAGCGCUAUUCUUCUGUGCAGCCAGGUAAUUUAAUCCCCACUCCCCCGGAUCGAUCAACCAAUGUUACUAACAAACACCUAGUAUGGCGGGCGCCUUCGCCGGACUCCUCGCGGUUGGCCUUAGCAGAAUGGACGGCCUAGGCGGCCAGGAGGGCUGGCGUUGGAUCCUAAUAAUUGAGGGCCUCCUGACAGUACUGGUCGCCAUAUGCGCCUUUUUCAUAGUCCUCGACACCCCCGACCGCGCCAAAUUCCUAACAAAAGACGAGAAAGAGUUCCUUCUUCGCCGCCUGGAAGUCGACCAAUUUGGUGAGGAAGAGGAUGAGCUCACAGAAGCCGAGAAAGCCCGGAUCCACACUGACCUCCCCAAGUCACAGAUAUUCAAGUCAGUGUUCACAGACUGGCAUAUCUACGCUCACAUCCUCGUCUUCUAUGGGAUUUCCUGCCCGCUUUACAGCAUUUCUCUAUGUCUACCUUCGAUUGUGCAGGAGUUGGGGUACACUUCUACCCAGGCUAACUUUCUCACCGUACCCAUCUACAUAACCGCGUGUUUGCUGUCGCUAUCAACGGCCUACCUUUCGGAUAGAACUGGAAGGCGCGCGGUGUUUCUUGCUAUUUCGUAUACUACUAUGUUUACUGGCUUCCUCAUUGCUGCACUUCGUCCUGGACACCUUCCUGGUCUGGCAUAUGCUGGCUUGUUCAUUGCUGCCUGCGGCGUGUAUCCUGCCUUUCCUGGUAUGAUCACUUGGUGCAGCAAUAACCUGGCCCCAAACGGGAAGAGGGCAAUCGCUAUGGCGCUCCACAUAGGCAUGGGAUCAUUUGGUGGUGGGAUGGGUGCAAACUUCUACCGGGCACAGGAUAAGCCUCUCUACAGGCUGGGACAUUGGCUGAAUUUGGGAUUUGUGUGUCUUGGUGGGUCAGCAAUUGCCGUGAUUUACUUUAGCUACUACACGGAGAAUAAGAGGAGGGAGGGUGUAUGCGCCGGGUUGGAAGGUGAGCUAGAGAAGGAGAUCGAGAAGGCUGGCAGGGGCACGGAGGAAGGGGAGAGGCUGAAGAGGGAGUUUGUGGUUAGGAAGGAGGAGAGCCUUGCGCUGGAAGGGGAUAGGAGCGUUUGGUUUCGGUAUAUGAUGUGAUGCGGGAUAUGAAGACUGAGGGGCGAUUGGCGUCUUUAGGCUGAAAUUUGGCGUCAUUUCUUUUGUUACCCCCCUUGUGUGUUUUUUUUUUAGAGAUAUUUUUGCUUAGUAUAGCGGUGUGACCUUGCAUACAUCAAUUAAAUCUUUGAACUUGGAAAGGGAUUAUACCAGUAAUCACGGAGUCUCACUCGUUAAGAUUAGCUAUGUCAUCUGCCCUUCUGGGGACAAGUUCUUUUUCUCCUGAGGUCAAAGGUAGGCAGCAGGAAGGAUUUAUUGUGGCGCUAAGAGCCGGUGGCUGAAACGAAUUACCUCCCCCGCGAGCCUAUCUUUCCC